AUGGCCAAUAAUCGAAAGACGCUUAAUUGGGCAGUGUCACAAGGCGCUAAUGGAAUCGAGAGUGAUUUUCAAUUCAAUGAUGAUGGAAAUCCGACUAUUGUUGAGCACGGCGGUGGUAUCAUAUGUGACUGUAUAUGUCCCGUUGGAAAAAAUCAUAUUUGCCAUAAUGGACUUGGUGGACAAUGUCAAGGAUCCAAAGCUAGCAAUGACGCCGCAGCACACGUGCAGCAUGUUGCACGUCUUAAAGGUGUCGCUCUGUUUAUAGUCGACUCCAAAGUGGAAGCUAAAUGGGGAGGUCGACUUAUUAAAGCGGGAGCAGCUAUUGUUCCUUUUCUAGACAAAAAUCUCUUUAAAUAUGGUUACAAGGGAAAAGUCGUUAUUGGAACUUCAAAAAUGAAUACAUACGAUUAUAUUCAAGCUGCAGUUGUCGCAGCGAACAGUUCAACGAAUAGAGAAAGGUAUUUCUUCACAUUUGAUGGAGCAGGUGAUGAUUACAACGGUGCUAUGACAACUCUUUCUCGUUUAACAAACAAUCGUGUGUACGGAACUGGUAUUACUUCUUGUCUCGGAGAAACUUUUUAUGGUGCUAUUGAAGCUGCCGUUGCCGGUAAAAUGAAAGCCGAAAAUGGUUUGACUUACAUCUGGACUCUUGACAAAGAAUCUUCCAUGCAAAACUAUAUUAAUCGUGGUGUUCAAGGUAUUGUAACAAAUCGAGUCGGUCUAGCGAAAAAAGUAGCAAUUUCGAUGAAACUAACAAUGGCGAAACCCUCCACUCCAAUUCCUGUUUCAAAGUUUUCUGAAUCCUCCAUAGGCAAAUGUGAUUGCGACUAUCAUCCAGGUGGCUGUAUCAUCUCUUGGCCUGCACCAAGUGGGAAAGCGUGUCAAUGUACAUACAAACUACUCUGGACUUGUGAGGGUUCUCUCGUGGCCUGUGAUGCUUCUCUUCCAAAAUGUUCCAAGCCCGAUGAAUCCAAAGAAGCGUGUGAGCUUGGAAAAGGUGACUGUAAUGGGUAUUAA
Messenger RNA from Rotaria sp. Silwood1, 1017 nucleotides. NCBI's taxonomy places the organism in Eukaryota, Metazoa, Rotifera, Eurotatoria, Philodinida, Philodinidae. The record is from the annotation of a GenBank genome assembly.